This is a messenger RNA of Puccinia triticina, 753 nucleotides long. RefSeq lists its product as uncharacterized. The transcript has 8 exons. The coding region runs from base 1 to 753 and encodes 250 amino acids. Lineage: Eukaryota; Fungi; Basidiomycota; Pucciniomycetes; Pucciniales; Pucciniaceae. Gene Ontology annotation, molecular function: phosphatase activity. The record is from RefSeq and is a predicted model, not a curated record.
AUGUCGCACUCUGAUUUAGCUCACAAGGACGCCAAGUUCAUCGUCUUCUCCGACUUUGACGGCACAAUUACCAGCGAGGAUAGUAAUGAUCACAUGACGGAUAACCUCGGAUUUGGACGCGAGCGUCGACGAGAGCAAAACCUUGCGGUAUUGGAAGGAAAAGCUACAUUCAGAGACAUGUUUAAGGAGAUGAUUGAGAGUGCUAGUGCCAAGCAUUCAUUUGACGAAUGCCGGGAUAUUGUCAAGAAGAAUAUCCAAUUGGAUCCAGGCUUCAAAGAUUUCUUGGAUUGGGCAAGAUCAGCAAAUGUCCCGGUAGUGAUUGUGUCCAGUGGAAUGGUUCCUAUAAUUCGAGCAAUCUUGGAAAACUUGAUCGGAAAGGAAGAGGCUGAUCGGAUUGAAAUCGUGGCUAAUGAAGUGGAUACGACCAAAGGUUCUGGUCCUGGACAAUGGACCAUCAAAUAUCGACACCCUGAAUCUGGAUUCGGGCAUGACAAGGACCGAUGCAUAUCGCCUUAUAGAUCGCUUUCGGAGCGUCCUACGAUUUUCUUUUGUGGCGAUGGAGUCUCAGAUCUCUCUGCAGCACGAUCAGCCGACUGCUUGUUUGUCAAGAUAAAAGAAGGCACGGGCAACGACCUUGCCAAACACUGCGAAUCCGAAGGAAUUAAGCACGUCAAGUUUCACAGCUUCACUGAGGUCAAGCAGGUUGUUCAAAGCGUGGUCCAAGGCAAGAAGGUCGAAGAUGUCCUUAAUUGA